CUAAUAUAUAUUUUAAACUCAAGUCACUUACUCUCUCAGUUAUUAGCUACCUAUUUCUCAUCACGAAGCAGAAUUAAAAAGAAGAGAAGAAGAUGGAGAGAGAAGGAGGAGGAGUUUCUUAUUAUCUUUGGAUCCCUUUUACGUUCAUUCACCAAACUUUCCGAUCUCUCUUACUCAAGCUUUUUGGUCUGCCAUCUCCUUAUGAUCGUCGUUUGCCGGAGGAGAAUGAAGUUGAAGUUGAAGUUGAAGUUGAGGUUGUGGAAGUGUCGUCGAGGGCAUACGCGAAACCAAAGAAAGUAGUGCAGAAGUCGAGAGAAGUUAGUUCCGGCAAGCCUGGACGUAAAAACUAAAAAAGUGUCAAUUACAAGAACAAGCCUUUCUAGUUUGUUUUUUUAAUUACUUCGUUAUUAAAUUUGAUGGAGGCAUUCUUCUUUGUCUUUACAGUUAGUAAUGUGUUGUAUAAUUUAAUACUUGUGUUAUAUCAUUCCAGAAGAUUGUACUAGUCCUUUAUUUUUCGUAAGACAAACAGAUUUUAAAAAAUCA
This is a messenger RNA of Camelina sativa (false flax), 543 nucleotides long. RefSeq names its product elicitor peptide 4. The record is from RefSeq and is a predicted model, not a curated record. Lineage: Eukaryota; Viridiplantae; Streptophyta; Magnoliopsida; Brassicales; Brassicaceae. Gene Ontology annotation, biological process: innate immune response.